Molecule: messenger RNA, 1050 nt
Organism: Puccinia graminis f. sp. tritici CRL 75-36-700-3
Lineage: Eukaryota; Fungi; Basidiomycota; Pucciniomycetes; Pucciniales; Pucciniaceae
Exons: 2
Coding region: 1-1050 (349 amino acids)
Source: RefSeq, a predicted model, not a curated record
AUGAAGACUGUUACUUGUUCUCACUUCAGCGGUCACACCCCUCCAACCAACACUCGUAAAGUUAACAGUAUCUAUUCUGCUGUAUUACCAAAGUCAACCUCACCUCUUUGCCGAAGUGUCUCGUCAUUCACCCGCACACUCCUGGACUUGAACACCAAAUCUUCUGAAGUAUGGAAGAUCUGCCCAUCUGCUCAAGAUUUUCAGAUUGGCUGUAGCCUCCCAUCCUCCGUCUUGAUUCAUCCCAUCAGUCAAAUUCCGGAAAGCGCAGCUUCCCUCAAAAGCGAAAAGAUCCCUGAUCUGUUCAGGGUACUCUACCUUCAAGAUCUCUCUGCAUCUGGAUUCCCUGGGGCCACCUUUGCCUGGGAACAUCCGUGGGAAUCACCCUGGAAUCAGUCCAUUGCUCAGUUUAUCCUCAAGCACUGGCGACACGCCCACCAAUCAGGGGUUUUCAAGAUAUUUUACAUUGAUCCAAUCGAAGCUUCAAACAACAAACUCCACAUGGGUACCUUGCAUCGGUGGUUCCUUGGAAGAGCUGAAGGUCUCAGGUUGGGCAGGUUUUCCCAAGUACGUCAAAGUAAGAAGAAAAAAUCAGAGUUGCAAUCCAAGUUAAGAAACCAGAUUCAGAAACACCGCCAACAGACACUCUCCAACCUCAACAUAACAGCCGAAUACAAAGCGCUUUUCGAUACUCUUGGUUGCUCUUCUGAAACUGAAAAGCUACCAGACAAGUCACUUGUCAAAGUCCCUUUGUCAUGGAGGUCCACCGAAUUCCAACUCCUCGCUCAGCAACUAGACAAAAUCCACAUCCGCAAGAAGAUGAGCACAAAAGGCCCCAAAUAUACAACCAACUAUACAAUUGAAAACCGUCGUUUGGAUCCUAUCUCUCCCAUUUCUCCUGCUUUCUCCAAUGUCCCAACCAAUCUACCGAUCAACUGCUACGCUCCUGAAUACAUAAAAACCCUGACUGAUACACAAAAGAUACUCCUCAACUCCAAGCCGGCCAUUAACUUUCCUGCACUUUUGAAUAUGAUACAAAUCCCAUGUGAGUAG